CUUGGCGGGCCCUACCCUACUAAAGAGUGAAGCCACAUAAGCGUUUUGUCCGGUCCUCACAGUCACUGCAAGAAGAAGUAGGAGACAGACGAAAUCGUCGGACGACCACCGUGCCAUUACUUUGUAUGAUGCUUAGACUUUGGAACAAUGGGUCGCUUGCGAAAAGGUCAAUCAUUGAUUUUGAGUAUGUUGGAAAAGGGUGAGAUAAUUUUUCCCCCAGUGCCUCCUACCAGUGUAACAAUGCCCAAAGCAAGAAGAAGAACAAACCGGCAUUGGGAACCAGCGCCUCAAACCGAGAAUUCAGGUGAUAGCAGUGAAGGGAGUGAUGCUGAGACCAUAAACGUGCAGUCUGAGAAUGAAGAGGAGGUAGAGCUGCUACCUCGACAGCUGAGAUGCAGAAUAAAAAGCCAGAGGGAGCCACUGCUUCAAACCAAGAAACCAGGUGGUAGGCGUAAAGGGGGUGAUGCUGAGACCGUAAACUUGCAGUCUGAGAAACGUAGAGCAAACAGCCAGAGCAAACCAUUGCCUCAAACUAAGAAACGAGGAGGUAGUAGUGAAACGGUUGAUGCUGAGACCGUAAACAUGCAUUUUGAGACUGAAGAAGAGGUGGAGCUGCCAACUCGACUGCAGAAACGUAGAGCAAACAGCCAGAGCAAACCACUGGCUCAAACUAAGAAACCACGUGGUAGGAGGGGAGGGGGUGAUGCUGAGACUGUAAACAUGAAGUCUAAGAAUGAAGAGGAGGUGGAGCUGCCACCUCCAUUGGUGAGAAGUAGAGCAAACAGCCAGAGUGAACCACUGCCUCAAAACAAGAAACAAGGUGGUAGGAAUGAAAGGGGUGAUGCUGAAACCAUAUACAUGCAGUCUGAGAACGAAGAGGCGGUGGAGCUGCCACCUCCACUGCAGAGACAUAGAGCAAACAGCCAGAGCAAACCACUGCCUCAAACUAAGAAACCAGCUGAUACCAUAAACAUGCUGUCUGAGAACGAAGAGGAGGUGGAGCUGCCACCACCACUGCAGAGACAUACAGCAAACAGCCAUAGCGAACCACUACAUCAAACUAAGAAACCAGGUGGUAGGAGUGAAGGGGGUGAUGCAAAGACCGUAAGCCUGCAGUCUGAGAACGAAGAGAAGGUGGACCUUCCACCUCCUCUUCUGAGACUCUACCGCAUUCCAAAUACAACACUCAACAAGAAUCAACUGCCUGAAGUUAUACGCCAAGCAUAUGCAUCAGCAGCUGCAUCUGUGAAAAAGGCUUUGGUUUGUGAGCUCAAGUCUCGAGACAAUUUUGAUGUGGAAUCCAUGGUUGAUUUAGCAAAUGAUGCUUUUGUGUCAUUGGGCUCACUCCAUGCUGAUUUUGGUGAUUUAUAUAAUUCAGUUAGAGAUUUUAUCCAGUACCACUGGCAACUCUCAGAGGCCAAGAAAGAACUUAGAAUGAAAGGAUGUAUUUUGGAAAUGGAAGUUCAUUAUUUUGAUCUUUGUGAUCAAUCAGAUAAAGCACACAAAGCACUACUUGGUGCUAAUAUUUCGCUUGCCGAAACUGAAAAUGAGAUUGUACAAAUCCGAGAGAUAUUGAAUGACCUUGAAGAGAAGCUGAAGGAAGGAAAUGAGAAGAUUGGUGCUUGGCAAGAAGAAUGCAACAGACUUGAGAAGUCUUAUGAGGAAGCCAAAGCUAAGGAGCAAAAUUCUGCUAAACAACUAGCAGAGCAUAAAAGGAUCUUGGAACUGAUCAAUAGUCGGCAUGAUAAGGCCAUGGCUGAUAUUGAGAGGACUAUGUUUUUGUUAUCAUCUAUGUGUGAGUUAAACAAUGAUCAAUCCUGAAUUUUAUUAGCUAUCAGUUAUGUACAGGAGGAGACAACUGCAUUUUGGAGGGGUGAGGAAGUAAAACCCAUAAGCAUGUCAAUAUUGCUAUCUCCUUUAUUUUGUUUGUAGGGAAAAGACCGAAAGACAAUUUCAUUGUCUUAUUCCCCACUCGUUUAGCAAUGUUAUAUAAUCUAUGAAACAGAAUAGUAGUCUCUAUUUUUUUUUAUUUUUUAUUUUAAUAGCAUUUGUAUAUUAAUAUAUUGGCAUUUAAAGCUUAUCAAUUUAUUUAUUUUUUC
Ziziphus jujuba (common jujube) is the source of this 2099-nucleotide messenger RNA. RefSeq lists its product as uncharacterized. The transcript has 9 exons. The coding region runs from base 148 to 1821 and encodes 557 amino acids. The record is from RefSeq and is a predicted model, not a curated record. Lineage: Eukaryota; Viridiplantae; Streptophyta; Magnoliopsida; Rosales; Rhamnaceae.